Molecule: messenger RNA, 2893 nt
Organism: Xenopus laevis (African clawed frog)
Lineage: Eukaryota; Metazoa; Chordata; Amphibia; Anura; Pipidae
Gene: anp32a.L
Product: acidic nuclear phosphoprotein 32 family member A L homeolog
Exons: 7
Coding region: 152-883 (243 amino acids)
Biological process (GO): regulation of apoptotic process
Cellular component (GO): endoplasmic reticulum; nucleus; cytoplasm
Molecular function (GO): histone binding
Source: RefSeq, a predicted model, not a curated record
UCCCCGCUUCUGAUUGGGCUGGCGCGCCGUCAGUAAAGAAACGCCCGCCCCUUGAAAUAGUAGGUUAGUGUUUACCGCGGUGCAGCGCAGGACCCGCCAAGCGCAGAGCCCGUACCCGGGUGAGCACAGAGGGCACAGUACAAGCCGCAGAAUGGACAUGAAGAAGAGGAUUCACCUGGAGCUGCGCAACAGGACGCCGGCCGAUGUAAAAGAGCUUGUCCUGGAUAACUGCCGGUCAAAGGAAGGAAAAAUCGAAGGUCUGACAGAUGAAUUUGAAGGACUGGAAUUCCUGAGCACAAUAAAUGUCUGCCUUAGCUCAAUUGCAAACUUACCAAAGUUAAACAAACUGAAAAAGCUGGAGUUGAGCGAUAACAACAUCUCGGGUGGACUGGAAGUAUUGGCAGAAAAAUGUCCCAACCUCACACACCUCAACCUAAGUGGGAACAGGAUAAAGGACCUGAGCACAAUAGAACCUCUGAAAAAACUAGAGCAUCUAAAGAGCUUGGAUCUAUUUAACUGUGAGGUUACCAACCUCAAUGACUACAGAGAAAAUUUAUUCAAGCUCCUUCCCCAACUCACUUACCUUGAUGGGUAUGACAGAGAUGACAAAGAAGCUCCUGAUUCUGAUGCUGAAGGUUAUGUAGAGGGCUUGGAUGAUGAUGAGGAUGAUGAAGACGAAGAUGAUUAUGAUGAGGAUGUGCCGCCAGGGGAGGAAGGUGAAGACGAUGAUGACGAGGAGGAAGGGGAGGAAGAAGAAGUGAGCGGAGAGGAAGAGGAGGAUGAGGAUGCUUCUAGAGAAGGGGAAGAAGAUGAAGGUGAUGAAGAAGAACACGGGGAAAAGAGAAAGCGAGACCAGGACGACGAGGGGGAAGAUGAUGACUAAUCGAAAAUUGUAUGAAAAUUAAGGAAUUGAGGACUGAGACCCACAUUUUGAUAAACAAAAAAAGAGGAGGACUGAACCCUAAAACCCUUUCCAAAUUUUCUGUUGUAAUUUGACUGUUUUUACCUUGAAUUUCCCUGAUCUUUUUUUUUCAUUGUAAGGUUCCUUUAAGCUGGAGAGUGAAAAUGGAGAAUCACACCUUGUUUUCCUACUGUUGCUCUUGCAGCUCUUUCAACUUGUUCUUCAGCUGUUUUCUUUUUCCUUAGAAGAUUCUGUGCAACCUGACUCAUACAUUUGUUAGAAGCCCUAUUACUAAUGUGUUUCAAUUAGUUUAAUGUCACUAAUAGUUUUUUUUUUUUGUUGCCAGUAAAAGAAGUCUUAACAUUUUUACACCACUAGCAGUUGGUUUGCAGCAGGCCCAAUGGCAGCACCAAAAUCAUGUUUCUCCAAAUGAGCAUUUUAAUCUGUCAUGUCCUACCCAGUGACAUAAUACUGCAGAGCCAUUUCCAGCCUAUUCAUUAAACUGGUCUUUAAAAACCAGGCACAGUACCUAGCAUUUCCCAAUGAUGCUAUCCAAGAAUAUACAAUGUGCACCCAACUAACAUUUUGAGAUACAGAAAAUAUCUGUGCUCUCAUUGCUGCUGAGCAAGUACAUUUAACAAAUGACACAUGAAAUACAAUAUAUAUAUAUAUAUACAGAUUGAAAGACUGGCGUUUCCAGCUGGGCAUUCUCACAUCUAAACAAUGCUUUGUGUAAAAGUUAGUUAGCAUUCUACCAAAUUCAUGAUAACUUGCUCACACGGUGCACUUUUUCAUCAGAAUCUCUGAAGAUUUCAUUUUACCUUCGAGAAAGCAGUACAGCAUUGUCUACACAUAUUCAAUAGAAUAUAUUAAGCAUACGCAGACUAUUCCAUAACACCAUAUACAUGUUUUACGGAACAUUUAUAGAAAAGAAACGUGAAACGAAUCCAUGCUCAUAAAUAAGGGUUUAUUUUCCCUUUUAAAACGUAUCCUCAGAAAUAUCUGUAAUUCAUUAUAACCUUGUAUGUUUAUGUGAGAGUGUUUUUGUAGAUUUCCCGCAGAAGAGGCUAUUCUAGUUUUGUUUAGCAACUGUCCACAAGCCGCGGUAUGUGUAGUUUACUGUUCAAAAGCACGGAUUGUCCACACAGUGUUGUGAUGCCACAGAUGACAUCACAUAGCUCGAGGCUUUCCUUGAUUAGCUAGUAAUUAUUAUGCACGAUAUCUGUUUCCUUGAAUCAACAGUGUGUAUUAUGGAAGCUGAGGGGCAACGUUCAGAUAACUGUAAUAUGAUGUAGAGAAGGGUUAUCUUAUCUGCUAACAAAAUACAGACGUCAUUUAAAGAUAGUUUCCCCUUUAAUGAGAGUAGGUGGCUGGAGUCCAUUUUCAGGAUAGAUUCUGAGAACAUUUUUUAAAGUUAUCACAUGAGCAUUUUAUUUGAACUAUUUUAAGUUAAGCAUCAGACUUUAGCAACAGAUCAUGUUAAUAUACACGAAAAAAACAAUUUUUCUUUUUUACUUAUACCCCCCUAUGUCUGAGUAUGAAGUGGCUGCCAACCCAUUAGCCCUAAUCAAUUCUACAAACAAGAUUGACGUAAUGACAGUGGUAAUGGACAGGCCAUUAUGGAACUGUAAAAAUGAGACGGCAGUGCAGCGUGGAAUCAGGCUAAAAUAAAGCUGACCUUGGUCCCAUCUUGGAAUGCCAGGAUACCAACUCACUAUUUUAGAAAUGCAUUGUGUGUUUUGAAUAUGACUUCACUUUCCUCUGAGUAUGGGGUUUGAUUUGAGAUCUGGAUUCAUCACUUUAGUGAAGUUCUUUCCAAUUCACCGAGGCUUCUGUGGUUUUUCAGAACUUGUUUCUUAUUUAGGAGUGACUCUUUAUGCCCUCUAUAUAAAUUAGCAGAUUAUAAUUGGCUUCCAUUUUGAUAGGAGAGCCAAACGCUGCAGUUUGUUUGUCAUUGGUAAAUUUCAAUAAAACCGUUUUUUUUUUGUACAA